AUGCUUUAUCAUCAGGUGCCUGUCCUCGCAGCCCACCCUGUGCCCACCCCGGCCGCUCAACUCACAGCCAUGCGUCCACCCACGCCCAGCGGUGAAUCGGGAGCUGGCAAAACAGAGACCACAAAGGUCAUUCUAAGCCAUGUGCUCGAAUUGUGCAAGGCGGGCCGCCGCACCCUCGAAACCAAUUUACAAUCCCUCAACAUACUUCUAGAGGCCUUUGGAAACGCCGCCACUGCUCUAAAUGACAACUCCUCGCGCUUUGGCAAGUACCUGGCGCUCAGCUUCGAGAAGAGUGGUGCACUUCAUAGUGUGGAGCUGACCGACUAUCUGCUUGAAAAGUCACGCGUGGUCGCCCAUCCAGCCACCGAACGCAACUACCAUGUCUUUUAUUACUUGCUACACGGAAUACAGGAUGCAAACGAGCUGGCGCGCCUCAGGCUGCGCUCCACCAAGGAACAUGCAUACUUGGCUGCCUCUGCCAAACGUCUCUCCCCGCAGUUUCUGAGCAGUUGUCAAACCAUGUGGAAACAGCUGGAUGCCACUUUUGUGCAGUAUGGCUUUGAUCAGGAUGAACGCCGCGCCGUGGUGGACACCCUUGCAUCCAUUCUGCACCUGGGGGAUUUUCAGUUUGAGGAGACAGGCAACGACAGCUGCCAGAUCGCAGCCAGUAGCAGUGAACAACUCGCCUUGGUGGCUGAUCUUCUCCAGAUCCCCAGUGGAGAGCUUGAAGGUGCCCUCACCACCAGCGUCACGACGACUAGAGGAGAACAAAUCCAAAGACGCUAUAACCUUUCCAAGGCUCGUGCAGUCCGGGACUCACUGGCCAAGGGCCUGUAUGGCCGCCUCUUUGGCUGGAUUGUCACUGCUUGUAAUUCCAUACUUGGCACGAGCGCGGCACCCGCCAAUACUGAAGCUGCACCCGCAGACGCUCACACCACGUCAAGGCUCUGCCUCAUCGGCUCGCUCCGCUGGCAUACAGAUAUCUUUGGCUUUGAAGACUUUGAAAAGCACAAUCACCUGGAGCAGCUCUGCAUCAACGUGGCCAACGAAAAGUUGCAAGCGUUUUUCAACACUUGUGUCUUUCAAGCGGAGCUGGAUGAGUAUGAACGUGAAGGAAUCGACGUGGCCAAAGUAUCUUUCUUGGACAACCAGCUGACCCUGGACCUCUGUUUGGGUAAAACCAGGAGCAUCGCAGCGAUUCUCAAGGAAGAAUCCCGCAUGCCGCGAGCCACUGAUGCCACCCUCAUGAACAAGCUUCGCGACCUGUCUACCCACCCGUCCAACGCUUUUCGACCUCCUCGCUCGGACCGCGACCUCAGCUUCAGACUAGUCCAUUUUGCAGGCGAGGUUAUGUAUACAGUGGAGGGGCUCUUGGCUCGUAAUCGCGAUGAUCUGCCAGCUGCGGCGAUUGAUUGCAUGCGCAGCAGUCACAGUGACUUUCAGCAGGCCCUCUUUGCCUCCAGUCGACUCUCAUCUGGGGCCUUUGAUGUCAGCACGAAACGACGCCAGUCGCGGCGGCGCUUCAACUUGACUGCCGUUAACUCGGUCUACAACGGCUUUCAAGAUUCACUUCAGCAACUCGUGACCACGCUUGGCAAUGCAAGCGCAACGUUUGUGCGAUGCAUCAAACCGAAUGGCAAGAAGAAGCCCAAAAGUAUUGACACAGCUCUUGUGCGCCAACAACUCCGCUCUGCUGGUGUCAUGGAGACUGUGCGCAUUCGCAAGGAGGGCUUUGCGCACCGCCUUUUGUUUGAGACUUUUGUGCGUAAGUUUAAGCUGUUGACAACGCCUCUGGGUGAGGCACCAGAUGCCACGUCCUUGGCGUGUCAAGCUAUCCUUGCAAAGGCGAACAUUGUUGAUGCACAGAUGGGCCGCACCAAGGACCGACUGCAGUUGUGCCUUCAAGCAUAUGCCGCUGCACGUCGGUUCUUGCGGGGCUACAUUCAGCGCCGUCGCUAUCGUGCUCUUCUCGAGGGCAAGCGGCAGCAGAUGGAGUGCGUGGCGCUAUUCAUCGCCAAUUGCGAGAGAGCCAGCACACAGGCUGCUGCGCGCAACCGCGGUCUUUUGACCAUCGAUGAGCAGUUCUCUGCCUCUCGUCGCACAGCUUGGUUGCAGCAAUCUGCUGCAGCUCUCUCCGGUGGCUUGGCCGAAUCUGAGGACGAUGAAGAUGGCGAGGACGAACCCGUGACCACGGAUCCAUCCACGCAGGUGGUCAAGAUUCAGCUUGCCGAUGGCGGACACGUCUUUGAAAGGCAAGAGCGACUCUCUGUGCGGGUGGGACCUCUUCCUGCGCAUUGGGAAAAGGUGGUUGAUGAGGCAACAGGACGUGUGUACUUUCGCAACCAUGAGACUCGUGAAACCACCUGGGUUGACCCUCGCUCGGCAGCUGUGCGCAAGCUGAAUGCGAGCGAUACGGAAGGUGACGAGCUGCCUUACGGCUGGGACCAGGCCCAGACUGCCAAGGGAGAAUAUUACUACAUUGACCACAACACGGGGACGACCCACUGGUUACACCCUCGCCUACUGCUGGACAAGAAGCGCGAGCAAUACGAAGAACUUCAGAAGCAAAAAGCCGAUGUCGUGGCGCAACACCGACAAAUCAUCGUUGAGUUUCGCCAAAAGAAGCUGCGUUUGGAGCAACAGCGGGAAACGGCUUUUGACGAGGACAAUGCGGAUCAACUAGCUGCACGUGUGCGCGAGAUUGACCAUGUGAUUGAUCGGGAGUUUACCAACAUGAACGAGGCACUCGAUGAGCAACAUCGUCUCAAGGCGGAGAUCAGUGCUCUCACGACGCAAUUUCAGAAGCAACGUUACGAAGCCGAGCAUGGUGUCGGGUCCUUUGCACCUGGCGAUACCCAUGAUCUUUACGCCGUUGAGCGAGCUGCCGAGUUACCCGAGGAGUUGGACUUGGAUUUGCGCGUGCGACUACAGCGCAAGUCCACAAUCCAUCGCUUCGAGAAUCAAGAAGAAAGUCGCGAAUACACAGAUACGCUACGCCGGCGGUACGCCCCGCUUUUUGGCAAUGCCUGCGUGCAACCCUGUUUUGACAUUGCCGCGGAGGCACUCACAGUGUCAAUUUUGACUCUGACGCACACAUUGGCUCGCAGCUUUCUGCGACGCCUCGGGCUGGGAAGUCGCAAGCACCGGGGCCAGAAGAAGAAAAAGAAACAAAAGGAGAAAAAAUAAAAAGCCGCUUGGUUGGAGCUGUGUAAAGUUCUCAUGGCCCAAAGCUGACCCGAUUCGACCAGAUAUUUUCGAUUAUCAUAACAGGAAGAAAGACCUUUGUGACAUGGCUCGAGGCCAAAUAGAUGAAACCCCGACUUGCCUUCUGAGUACAUGUCCCCCAACACAUAGAGGUGCGAAUGCCUCUGAUACAAAGUAACAGCGCAUGGGACAUUGACACCUCAUCGGCAAUUUUGUACAAUCAUGCAUGAUCUGAUUGAUCCACGACGCACGUCAAGAGAUGUUGUACUCAGGCACCUGGCAAGGCCCCUUGACGCGAUAGGUAGGUCUGCAGGUGUGAAAAGAUCUGCGGCAGCACGCGCAUUCAGUGAGACACGUGUGCAGCUACCUUGAUUCACGGAUGGGAACACAUGAAGGCCUCAAACAGUCAAACAGAAGAAACUUGGAGGUCCAUACCUCAAG
This is a messenger RNA of Monosiga brevicollis MX1, 3645 nucleotides long. RefSeq lists its product as uncharacterized. The transcript has 20 exons. Gene Ontology annotation, molecular function: protein binding; cytoskeletal motor activity; ATP binding. The record is from RefSeq and is a predicted model, not a curated record. NCBI's taxonomy places the organism in Eukaryota, Choanoflagellata, Craspedida, Salpingoecidae. Bases 1 to 3186 code for a protein of 1061 amino acids. Gene Ontology annotation, cellular component: myosin complex.